AUGCUUAUCUACAAGGAUAUCCUCACCGGUGACGAGCUCAUCUCCGACUCCUACGAUCUCAAGGAGGUCGAUGGCAUCGUCUACGAGGCCGACUGUGCCAUGAUCGAGGAGGGAGGUCUUAACGUCGAUAUCGGUGCCAACGCUUCCGCCGAGGAGGCUGCCGAGGAUCUCGAUGACCAGGUCACCAAGGUCAACAACAUCGUCAGCUCUUUCCGUCUCCAGGAGACCUCUUUCGACAAGAAGAGCUACCUCACCUACCUCAAGGGUUACAUGAAGGCUGUCAAGGCUGCUCUCCAGGAGAAGGGUGCUCCCGCCGAGGAGAUCACUGCCUUCGAGAAGGGUGCCCAGAACUAUGUCAAGAACGUCAUCCUUGCCAAGUUCAAGGACUUCGAGUUCCUUACUGGCGAGUCCAUGAACCCCGACGGAAUGGUUGUCCUCCUCAACUACCGUGAUGAUGGUGUCACUCCUUACAUCACCGUCUGGAAGCACGGUCUCACUGAGAUGAAGGUCUAA
Molecule: messenger RNA, 513 nt
Organism: Fusarium redolens
Lineage: Eukaryota; Fungi; Ascomycota; Sordariomycetes; Hypocreales; Nectriaceae
Product: Mss4-like protein
Exons: 5
Coding region: 1-513 (170 amino acids)
Cellular component (GO): cytoplasm
Molecular function (GO): calcium ion binding
Source: RefSeq, a predicted model, not a curated record